GAUCAACUAGAGAUUUUUUGGAUGUCCAUAAAACCAUUUUCCAUUAUAUUGGCAAUUUUCGUAAUUUCCGGAAAAUGACAGAAAAUUCAAAUGUUUUCCAGAAAUUAUGAAAAAUUCACAAUUGUACUAUUUUUUUUUUGUGCUGGUUACAAUGGAAAACUUGAAAGCGGGCAAAGCUACUGGUUUCAAUGCACUUACACAUAUUUAAUAUGUGGACAAUUUUUAGGUGGACUUAAUCUUUGCGGAUUGAAUCAGAGAAACUCGUCAUAAAGUGUGGUUUUCAUGCGAUUUAACUGCUUACAACAAAAACGUGACUUUUACGUAUAUAUAGCAUAGAAAGUUACUAACCAACAGUAGAUUUGACAAUAAUGAUUUAUGCAUGUUUAGGGUGGGAGAGAAUGUAGCAUUUACCGGAGGAAGAACGUGUUUGAUAAUAUCAUAAUGAAAAAUUAGCAAGAGCCACAUUUAUCUGUUUAACAAAAUGGUUUAUAAGUAGAUAUGACCAGAAUUUGUCAUUCUGUACUCUCUCUCUCUCCCUCUCCCUCACGUUCGGCCUCCCUCUUGCAGACAAUUCGAAACUAUCGUCCUCACUAGCUUUCUUUGAUCUUUUCCCUCUUGAAAGUUCUUGCCCAGGCUUGUUUAGGGUUUCCUCUCUCGGAUCUCGCGCCUCUCUUCUCAUCUCAGCUCGUGGGAGGGGCCAUCACCUAAUCUUCCUCAGUCAAACCUCUCGAGGAGCACGAACCUUCUUCAGCAUUUCCAAGGGGAGAAAUUAACGUACCCGUUAUUCUCAAGUCGACCAAGCCAACGAGUUUGACUCGACUAGAGGAUGAGGUCCAAAAGAAUAUAGGGCAAGGACUACAAGCACUUGCAGAAAAGCAACCAAAAAGCUUCUUUCGUUGUUCAUCAAUCCUUUUGAGCAGCAGAAAAAGCAUCUUUUCAUUUCAACUUUGCCCCUCAUAUCGCCAUGGACAAUGGGCAAAGUAACAGAAAGAGAGUAGAGGAAGAGAGCACUGAGGGAGCAUCCACUCCUUCAUUCAUCUCUCCGGUACCCACAGAUGUAGGUAGCGGUCAAUACGACGUGUUCUUGAGCUUUAGAGGCUCGGAUACCCGUAAGGCAUUUACUGAUCACCUCUAUCAGAAUCUGGUCAAGGCAGGGACAGUACCAUUUUGGGUGUUCAGGGAUGAUAAAAGCAUCCCAAUUGGCGAGGAAUUCAGUUCACAAAUUCUCGAUGCCAUCACACAGUCUAAGAUUUCGAUCCUCGUCAUCUCUGAAAAUUUUGCUUCGAGCAAAUGGUGCCUCCGCGAACUCAUUCAUAUCAUGGAUCGCAAGAAGAGCACGUCACACAUAGUCUUGCCCAUUUUUUACAAAGUUGCCCCAUCGGAUGUGCGGCAUCUAGAAGGAAAUUUUGGAAACGCCUUCCGUUCGAGUCAGGCGUGUUUUGAGGAGAAGGAUAUCCAGGAAGCACAGCAAGCACUUAAUGAAGUCAGUUACUUAAAUGGAUGGGAAUCUGAGAAAUUUACUGACGGGCAUGAGGGAAAAUUAAUAGAAUGUGUGGUCGAAACUGUUAUAAGCAAGUUACAGGAAGAUUUUCAACUGGAUGUGCCUAAGCAACUAGUUGGACUUGAGGGUCGUCUUGAGGAAAUUAUGAAUUGGAUAGACAGUCCUUCCAUCCAUGCUCGAAUGAUUGGAAUUUAUGGCAUGGGUGGGAUAGGCAAGACAACUCUUGCCAAGCACAUCUACAAUCAACUCUCAAAUAAAUAUGUGCAUGUCAGCUUCCUUCCAGAUGUUCGAGAAACUACUAGGCGCCACGGUAUUACGUAUUUACAGAGUCAACUUAUAUCGGAUAUACUACCUAGCAAAAGUCAAGUGUCUAGAAUUGAUGAUGGAAUUAACAUAAUCAAAUCUAGAUUCAAAGGAAAAAAGGUUCUCAUUCUUCUCGAUGAUAUAAAUGACAAGAAUCAACUACAUGCACUGGCUAGGGAACAAAAUUGGUUUAUGGCAGGUAGCAUGAUCAUUGUUACAACUAGAAAUGCAGCCAUUCUUGAUCAAUCUGAAUUCGAGGGAGUCUACAAGUAUGAAUUGAAUGAAUUGGAUCAGAAGCAUGCUUUGCUACUGUUUAAGAGACACGCAUUUCGUACAGACCAUUCUUCGAGGGACUUUGAGCGUAUAUCACAUGAUAUCAUAUCCACCAUGGGUGGGCUUCCCUUGGCACUUGAGGUCGUAGGUUCAUCCUUGUAUAAAAAAACGAAUCAAAAAGUAUGGGAAGAUGUGUCGAAGAAAUUAAAAAGCGAACCACAUAGAGAUGUCCAAAAGAUAUUGCGAAUAAGUUAUGAUGCAUUAGAAGAUGGACAUAAGCAGAUUUUUCUUGAUAUUGCUUGUUACUUAAUUGGCAAAAAUAGCAUAUUCGCCAUGUACAUGUGGGAGGACGAUGGGCUGUAUCCAAGUGAAGGAAUUGAAGAGUUGAAGUCGAGGUGCUUAAUUAAAAUUGGACAUCGUGGUAAAUUUGUGAUACAUGAUCAACUGAGAGAUCUUGGAAGGAACAUUUUUUGCGAAGAACAAUUGCUUGACAAACAUAGCGGACCAUGGGACAACAACUACAAGGGAACCACAAAAAUACUAAGCAAUGAAGGGAGCCCCUGGUUUGAUGACUGGAUGCGGGCAGCUUCAAGCGGAGGCUCCAACGAACUCCUUUCUGAAGUAAGAUGGCUUCAGUGGCGGGUCAGGGGAAGCGAAUCAGCCGCGCCUCUUCGACGACCAAUUUGCAUCUACCGAACUUAUCGGUGCUGGAUUUAUCAGGGAGCUGGGGCAUCACAGAGGAUUGGGAAGGAUGGAGGAGUUCAUUCAUGGUAAGAUUGGGGGGGAAAAAAAAGAGACAUCCUCCCUCUCUCUCCGUGAUUUAAGAUGGGGUUUUGUUUUUGUUUAGCCGAUCCCCCACUCUCAUUCUUUUGACAGCUUUAUUCUC
This is a messenger RNA of Syzygium oleosum, 2963 nucleotides long. Its product is annotated as disease resistance protein L6-like. The transcript has 4 exons. The record is from RefSeq and is a predicted model, not a curated record. Gene Ontology annotation, biological process: signal transduction; defense response. The coding region runs from base 965 to 2851 and encodes 628 amino acids. Lineage: Eukaryota; Viridiplantae; Streptophyta; Magnoliopsida; Myrtales; Myrtaceae. Gene Ontology annotation, molecular function: ADP binding.